AUGUGGUCUCGAGCUCACUUUCGAGGAGAUCGUUAUAAUGUAACUACAAGUAACAUAGCGGAGUCGCUCAAUGCUGUGUUUAAAGAAGUGCAGAUGAUUGAGGUGAUAAGAGAACGACUUACACGAUGGUUUUGUGAGCGGCGAGAAAAUGCAGCAAAGCCUACAACUUUACUCAAGCCUCUUCGCUAUUUCCAAAGCACAUUUCCUGGAUGGAAUUUUGUUUCUAACUAUGAGUUUGCGGAGCUGGGACGAAUCUGGGUUGGUUGGGAUCCUUCGGUGACCUUAACUGUCUUCUUUAAAUCCAGUCAGAUCAUUACUUGCGUGAUUCAGCUCCCUCAUACCACCUCUGAGGUCUGUAUUUCUUAUGUUUAUGGUGUUAAUAGUAAAUCAGGUCGUCAACAGAUGUGGGAUGAUCUUCAUUCGCUUUCUGUUAACCCCGCAAUCUCUUUCUUACCUUGGGCUGUGAUGGGUGAUUUUAAUCAAAUCCUAAAUCCCUCGGAAAAAUCAAAUGGCGGAACCAGGAUUUCUAGGGGAAUGCAGGAUUUCAGGAACUGUGCUUCUUCAGCCGGUCUCUUUGAUCUCUCUAUCAGAGGAUCAGAAUUUACUUGGUGGAAUAACCAAGAGGUAAACCCAAUUGCCAAGAAGUUGGACCGAAUCCUUAUCAAUGACUCUUGGCAAAUGGAAUUCCCUCUCUCCUUCGCUUACUUUGGGGAACCAGACUUCUCAGAUCAUAGUCCUGCUGCUAUUGUUAUUGGUAAUCAUCAAGCCGGUAAAAAGCCCUUCAUGAUCUCUUAUUUCCUUCUUCACCACCCAGAUUUCUUUGCUCGGGUUGCUAUUCAUUGGCAUGUGACUUUUUUCCCUGGAUCGGCAAUGUUUUCCUUGUCCAAAAAGCUAAAGUCCCUGAAGCAGGUCAUCAAAGACAUCAACAGAGAACACUUUUCUGAUCUGGAACUUAGAGUCAAAGAGGCACACAGCGAGCUUAUUGAUUGUCAGAACAGGCUACUGACUUCUCCUUCUCCUCUGCUGGCUAGUCAAGAAAAACAGGCUCACAAGCGUUGGAUGACUCUGGCUCUCGCAGAAGAAAAAAUUUUGAUUCAGAGGUCUAGAGUUAAGUGGAUUGAAUGUGGGGAUAGUAACACGGCUUUUUUCCAUAGAGUGAUCCGUACCUUCACCAAAUUCAGAUGUAGUGAUGAGGAGAAACAAAGCUUGCAGGCUCCGGUAUCCGCCGAGGAUGUUAAAAGGGAGGUUUUCUCUCUGCCUCGUAACAAAACGCCAGGCCCUGACGGUUUCACUGGGGAAUUUUAUAGAUGCACAUGGGAUAUCAUCGGUGAGGAUCUAACAAAGGCAGUUCGUGAAUUCUUCGAAUCCGGGAAGUUGCUUAAACAAUGGAACUGUACGGCUAUUUCUCUGAUUCCUAAAAGAGUUGGAGCCGAUAAACUUGUGGAUUUCAGACCCAUCUCGCUCUGCAAUGUUGUUUACAAGGUUAUUUCAAAGAUUUUGGCAAGGAGGCUCCAGGCUAUUACGCCAGGUAUGGUUUCCAACUCCCAAUCCGCUUUUGUCAAAGGCAGACUCCUGGUUGAAAACGUUUUGCUUGCAACUGAAAUGGUCCAUGGGUUUGGGAAUGCAAACGUUUCAAGGAGAGGUUUGUUAAAAGUGGAUUUAAGAAAAGCAUUUGACUCCGUAAAUUGGGAUUUCAUCAUCCAGAUUCUUAAAGCUGCUGAAUUUCCGCCUACAUACACAUCGUGGAUUGCGGAGUGCAUAACAACAACCUCCUUUUCUAUAAAUGUCAACGGGGAGCUUUGUGGGUUCUUCAAAGGGACCAGAGGCCUGAGGCAGGGGGAUCCCUUAUCUCCCUCCCUUUUUGUUAUUGCUAUGGAGGUUUAUUCAAACAUUUUAAAUGCAAGAUUUGAUUCGGGAAGCAUUGGUUACCACCCUCUUGCUAGGAACCCGAAGAUCUCCCAUCUGGCUUUUGCGGACGACAUCAUCAUUCUCUUUGACGGAUCAGCUAAUUCGCUUCAGGGUAUCUCGUCUUCUCUGGAUCAGUUCCAAAGUCUCUCAGGUUUAGGUAUGAACAAGGAUAAAACGGAUUUAUUCUCAGCGGGUUUGAACCCUGAUGAAGCCGAAUCUCUCAACAUGUUUGGCUUCCGAAAGGGUUCUCUCCCCAUCCGUUAUCUUGGCCUUCCUCUGCUUCACCGGAAACUCAGGAAAUCCGAUUACUCUCCCUUAACUGAUAAAAUAGCUGCAAAAUUCAAGGUUUGGACGGUAAGAUCUCUCUCCUUUGCUUGUCGUUUGCAGCUAAUCACCUCUGUUAUAUACAGUCUUGUGAAUUUUUGGUUCUCCGCCUUCUCAUUACCGAAAGGCUGUCUUAAAGUUAUCGAGAAGCUCUGUAAUCGUUUUUUGUGGUCGGGUGUUCUGGAGAACAAAGCAAUGGUGAAGGUUGGUUGGAAGCAGGUGUGUUUACCUAAGAAGGAAGGAGGUCUCGGCCUUAGGGAUUUUUUGUCUUGGAACAAAGUUUUAAAUCUGAGACUUGUUUGGCUCAUUUUCACAAAUUCAGAUUCCCUAUGGGUGACUUGGAUAAGAGAACAUAGACUGAAACGAUCAUGCUUUUGGUCUUAUGUCGUUAAAAGCACUGACUCAUGGGUUUGGAAAUUUCUCUUGUCUUUGAGACAAUUGGCGAAACACCUUCUCAGUUGCAAAGUUGGAAAUGGUAGAUUGGCUAGUUUCUGGUUUGAUAACUGGUGUGAAUUUGGUCCCCUUAUGGAGUUUGUGGGCACUCAUGGCCCAAUGUUAAUGGGAAUUUCGGCUGAGAGUUCUGUAAAUCACGCCUUCACUAUGAGAGACUGGAAUGUCAUCUCAAGAUCAAGAAAUGAGUCGGUGUGUAAGGUGCGGGAGCUUCUUAGAUAUUCUUCUAUUCCUGACAGUAAUCUUGGACCAGAUACUUUUCUAUGGGGUCCAAUCUCUAAUGCGAAUCCAGAGUUCUCCUCAAAGAAAACAUGGGACAUUCUCCGGCCUUCUGAUGUGCAUAGGCCUUGGUUUAAAAUUGUCUGGUUGAAAUUUGGUGUUCCGAAGCACUGUUUCACUUUUUGGGUGGCAAAUCUUGAUAGACUUCCUGUAAAAGCGAGACUUGCAGGUUGGGGUUUGAAUGUCGAUCCAAAGUGUACCUUCUGCUCUCUCCAUCAUGAAUCUCGGGAUCAUUUGUUCCUUCAAUGUGAUUUCUCAAUGCAAGUUUGGCAACAGGUCCUAAAUCGACUAGGCCUCCCUCAUGAUACAUUUGACACUUGGAAUUCGAUGAUGGAAUGGCUCCUGGCUCGUUCAAGUAAUAGGCAAGCAACUAUGCUUAAACGUCUCUCUGUUCAGACGGUUAUCUUCUAUCUCUGGAAGGAGAGAAAUAACAGAAUCCAUAACGACACCUCCCUACCUCACAAUAGGAUUUUUCUUCAAAUUGACAGAACCAUCAGAGAUACCCUACUUGCCCGUCGCUUCCGCAAAGGCUGCAGCGGUCUUCUCUCCCUUUGGUUCACUUAUAGCUAG
Messenger RNA from Eutrema salsugineum, 3531 nucleotides. RefSeq lists its product as uncharacterized. The record is from RefSeq and is a predicted model, not a curated record. The transcript is spliced from 2 exons. NCBI's taxonomy places the organism in Eukaryota, Viridiplantae, Streptophyta, Magnoliopsida, Brassicales, Brassicaceae. Bases 1 to 3531 code for a protein of 1176 amino acids.